AUGCGUCUUCUUGAUGGAGCUGGUCUCCACAAACUCGCUUGGUCGGCUUGCAUGCUCGAGAGAACAAAGCAGCGCUUCAUGUUUUCUACAGAUUUCAAGCACGACGGUAUACUAGAGAUCAUGUUUGCUGCUAUCCUCUUCCUUACGCCGAGAGUCACUACAUUCACCUGGCGCGAUAUGAACACCAACCCAAAGGCCUUUAUCCUGGACCGUAUCAUGAGUGAUGCAGUCAAAGGUGGUCUUCCCUUGCUGCCCAAGCUUCAGUACCUAAACACGGAAAAGUCGGCAUUUGUCGAAGCAAAGCAAGCACAGUUCUUCACCCCUCACAUCAACCUGUGGGAUAACCUGCACACUCUGUAUCUCAACGAUGUCGAUAUGGACGUCGAGUUCAUCGAAAUGCUAGCUAAGGGUGAAUUUAAGAAGGAUCGGCCUAUCAAGGACCUCCAUAUCCUCUGUGUGCCAGGAUCUGAGAAACCAGGCAGCAUGAGCUCGUUCCCGCCUGGAUUCGAACUGUCAUCAACCACACUUUUGGAUGCUGACGAUAUAGAUAAGGACAAAGAAAAGUUCAAGGCAUUUCCCAACCUUGAGCUUCUCAGCGUCAGAUUCGUUCAUCACCAGGAACGUUACGAAAACGGCUCGCUCACCUUGAGAGCCUUCUUGCAUGCGGUUGGCUGCCCCAAGGUCUUGAGAUUGGAAGGCCAUAAACUGCCAUUCAAGGUCCUCGACACCGGCGUCACACACGACAGACUUACCUACCUCAAGGUUCGCGAGUAUGAUCCACAGUCCAGGUCAAGGACAUUGCAAAGUGAAAGCCUCUUGGCAGGACUCAAUUCGUGGUGGGGCGAGAAUUCAUCGCUGGUGCCGAACCUGACCAGGAUUGAUCUGGAUCACUACAGUUUCCAACGCGAGUAUCUCUCCGAGGAAAAGAAGACAGUCUGGAGAGUUGUUGGAGAGGACGAGUGGGAGGAUGACUCGAAUAACGGGUUUGACGAUGACGAUGACGACGAUGGUAGUAUUGAUGGGGAUGAGCCUGUUCGACACGUCUACGACAACGUCUACUAUGAUCCGCAACUGGAUCAGUAUUUCGAGGGGUAUUCAACACUGAUGGCGGCUUUGAAUGAGAUGGGUAUUCAGCAUGACAUCGACCAUUAUCAUGGGUGA
This is a messenger RNA of Fusarium graminearum PH-1, 1161 nucleotides long. RefSeq lists its product as uncharacterized. The coding region runs from base 1 to 1161 and encodes 386 amino acids. NCBI's taxonomy places the organism in Eukaryota, Fungi, Ascomycota, Sordariomycetes, Hypocreales, Nectriaceae. The transcript has a single exon. The record is from RefSeq and is a predicted model, not a curated record.